Oncorhynchus kisutch (coho salmon) is the source of this 8892-nucleotide messenger RNA. RefSeq names its product MAP kinase-activating death domain protein. Gene Ontology annotation, molecular function: guanyl-nucleotide exchange factor activity. Lineage: Eukaryota; Metazoa; Chordata; Actinopteri; Salmoniformes; Salmonidae. The record is from RefSeq and is a predicted model, not a curated record. The transcript has 38 exons. The coding region runs from base 494 to 5632 and encodes 1712 amino acids. Gene Ontology annotation, cellular component: cytosol. Gene Ontology annotation, biological process: regulation of apoptotic process; regulation of Rab protein signal transduction.
GUGUCACAAUGGUACAGUCUGCCCCCAUCCGCGGAAAUCCAGUCCCUGCAGAUGAUCUGGUGGAAAUGUUAUGAAGACAGGUUUUAAGCCAAUAAUCAUACGCGAGCAAGCAUUUCACAGUCUACAAUUAGGUGUGGAUUUAAAGCACACAUUGAAGAGCUGUUGAAUCACCAUCUCUGGAAAAUGGAUCCAGGAUACUUAUUACAUCUCGCUGUUUGAAAUACGUCUCAAUUAAUCUCACUCACUGGCUUUCAUUCUACCAUCAAUAACAUACCAGGCCGACGACGACUGCUAACUAGCUAGCGGGUAUUCCUAGCCACCUAGCUAACAUACUGGUUUCCCCAUUCUUUUCUCAGAUGUCCACAAUGACCACUAAGGUCCUGCAUGCUCCUCCCACACCUAGCCCUGCCUCUUCGUGAUUGAACAGCUGCUGACUGACCAGAGAGGUGAUAUAUGUCUGUGUGGCCAUGACUUAAAGACGUCAUCAAUCAAAAUGGAGAAAAAGAAAAUGUGCCCCCGUCUGCUGGACUACCUGGUGGUGGUCGGAGCCAGGCAGCCCAGCACUGAUACCGGGUCCCAGACCCCCCAGCUCCUUCGUCGCUACCCGCUGGAGGACCACCCGGACUUCCCCCUGUCCCCAGAUGUGGUCUUCUUCUGUCAGCCUGAGGGAUGCCAGAGCAUCCGGCAGCGCCGGGUCAGCCUGCGUGACGACGCCUCCUUCGUCUUCGCACUCACUGAUAAAGACUCGGGCAUCACGCGCUACGGCAUCUGCGUCAACUUCUACCGCUCCUUCCAGCGUGGGGGGCACCGCCGUGACAAGGCAGGUAGUGGUGGAACGGCGGCACAGACAGCGGAAGCGACCAGCGAGGGUUCCGAUGGCAGCAGUGGCUGCCCCACUGCCUCCACCUUGCCGACACCUGCCAGUGCCGACACAACAGCCACGUCCACGCCAGGCACGGAGCCGGGACCGCCCGGUGGUGAGCCAAAUGCCGGCAGGUCCCCUCGGCACAAACGCAGCACUGCCAAAAUGGUCAAUCGGAACCGCGACAGCACGCUGACCUCGCUGUGCAUGAUCAGCCACUACCCCUUCUUCUCCACCUUUAGGGAGUGCCUGUACAUCCUCAAGAGAAUGGUGGACUGCUGCAGCCACAGGUUGACCCAGCGCGCCGGCCUGCCACGCGGAACUCAGAGGGACACCAUGUGGCGCGUGUUCACGGGGGCCCUGUUGGUUGAGGAGAAGGGCAGCCAGCUGCUGGCUGACCUGCGGGAGAUCGAGUCCUGGGUCUACCGCCUCCUGCGCUCCCCGGUGCCCGUGGCGGGCCAACGGCGCGUAGAUGUGGAAGUGCUGCCCCACGAGAUGCAGCCGUCACUCACCUUUGCCCUGCCCGACAACUCUCGCUUCUCCAUGGUGGACUUUCCCCUGCACCUGCCCCUGGAGUUGCUGGGUGUGGAUGCCUGCCUCAUGGUGCUCAGCUGCAUCCUGCUGGAGCACAAGGUGGUCCUCCAGUCGCGGGACUACAAUGCCCUGACCAUGAGUGUCAUGGCGUUUGUAGCCAUGAUCUACCCCCUGGAGUACAUGUUCCCUGUCAUUCCCCUACUGCCCACCUGUAUGGCCUCCGCUGAACAGCUUCUCCUUGCCCCCACCCCUUACAUCAUAGGUGUGCCUGCCAGCUUCUUCCUCUACAAAUCCGAUUUCAAAAUGCCCGACGACAUUUGGCUCGUGGACCUGGACUGUAACAAGGUCAAAGCACCCACCAAUGCAGAGCACCUACCCCCUCUUCCCGAGCCAGAAUCCACAGAACUCAAGAAACACCUGAAACAGUGUCUGGUUAGGUUGACCGUGAUCACCCAAAAGCAGAUCUUCUCCUCUGACAAUAAGGCCCUGGCCAGCAUGAGUCUCAACACCCAACCCAUUCUGAACCUGGAGAAGUUCCAGGAGGGCCAGGAGUUACCCCUGCUCCCACCCGGCCAGAACAAGGCGUCGCCCUCCUCCACCGAGUUCAACCCCCUCAUCUACGGCAACGACGUGGACUCUGUGGAUGUGGCCACCAGGGUUGCCAUGGUGCGGUUCUUCAACUCCCCCAACGUGCUCCAGGGUUUCCAGAUGCACACACGCACGCUGCGCCUUUUUCCCCGGCCUGUGGUGGCUUUCCAGGCCACGUCCUUCCUGGCCUCGCGGCCCCGCCGCUCAGGCUUCGCUGAGAAGCUGUCGCACACCCAGGCUGUGGAGUACUACGGCGAGUGGGCUCUCAACCCCACCAACCUGGCCUUUCAGAGGAUCCACAACAACGUGUAUGACCCAUCUUUGAUCGGAGACAAGGGCAAGUGGUACGCCCACCAGCUGCAGCCGGUGUUCUACCGCGUGUACGACGGCAGCUCCCAGCUGGCCGAGGCCAUGAGCGGACCCCUAGAGGAUGAGGCUAAUGACUCGGACCCCACAGACGACAGCAGCGACAGCGAGGCUGGCUACGACGACUCCAGCUCUUCCUACUCGUCACUUGGAGACUUGGUGAACGAAAUGAUCAAAUGUGACAUCCAAGGGGACACGCCAAACCUGGAUCCCCCUACCCACGCUGCACUGGGAGAUGCCAGCGAAGUGGAGUUCCAGGACUUCCAGGAGUUCAAGGGAGAGGGUCCCCUCCCUCAAGAGAAGGCACUGCCCGAGGGGGGCGAUGGACCUCCUGAACCUUCUGAUGGACAAGCCCUCCGCUCGAGCUCCAGCACAACCGCCAGCUCCAGCCCCAGCACAAUCAUCCAGGGAGUCAACAAUGAGCAGGCAGAACCAGUGGAAAUGGAGGCGUUGGCCAGUGCAGCUCUACAGAACCCUGUCCCGGGAUUGGGCGUUCCGCCCUUCUCCAGACCUCCUCCAGACGCUGCCCCUGUGGGACCAGCCAAUAAGAAGGGAGAGUACGACAACCCCUACUUUGAGCCUCAGUAUGGCUUCCCUGCUGAGGAGGACCCUGAGGCAGAAGACCAAGAGGAGAUGUACACGCCCCGGUUCAACCAGAACCUCAACGGCAACAAAGCCCAACGCCUCCUGAGGCCCAGCAGCCUAAAGCUGCCCGGAGAGUCGGACGGAGAGGGCGACUCCCGCAACAGUUCUCCAAAUUCCACAAUCUCCAACAACAGCAGCGAUGGCUUUGGGGGCCUCAUGUCCUUUGCUAGUAAUCUGUACAAGAACCACGGCACCAGCUUCAGCCUCUCCAACCUGUCUGUACCCAAUAAGGGGGGGCUGAGGGAGAAGGCCGCUGGGGCUGGGCCCUUCCCCAAUCUCAAAGUAUUUGGACUAAAUUCUCUAAUGGAGAUAAUUACAGAGGCCGGCCCGGGGAGCGGAGAAGGAGGCGCCCGCGGUCCCCCCAGGGCCCUCGUUGACCAGAAGUCGUCGGUCAUUAAGCACAGUCCCACGGUCAAGAGAGAGUCCCCCUCUCCCCAGGGUCGUGCCAACAAUACCAGUGAGAACCAGCAGUUCCUGAAGGAGGUGGUGCAGAGCGUGUUGGAGGGCCAAGGUGUGGGCUGGCUCAACAUGAAGAAGGUGCGCCGCCUGCUGGAGAACGAGCAGCUACGUGUCUUCGUGCUGAGCAAGCUGAACCGGGCCGUCCAGUCAGAGGAGGAUGUCAGGCAGGAGGUCAUCCGUGAUGUGGAGAUUAGCAGGAAGGUGUACAAGGGCAUGUUAGACAUACUGAAGUGCACCGUUUCUAGUCUGGAACACUCGUACACCAAUGCCGGGCUUGGAGGCAUGGCCAGCGUCUUCGUUCUACUGGAAAUAGCACGCACCCACUACCAAACCAAAGUAGACCCAGAGAAGCGCAAGCGGAGCCCCAGUGACUCUGCAAGCAGCCCGGGCAGCAAGGGGAGCCCGUCUCCCCGCAUGGAGGGCACCAAGCCCCCGGGGCUCCUUCCGGUUCCCCGUAUCCAACUGCCGCACCCCACCUCCGGGGGCAAAGGCACCCGCCACUUUGACACCCGGAGUCUGAACGAGGAGAAUUUUAUUGCCUCCAUUGAAUUGUGGAGCAGGCACCAUGAAAAGGAUAAGCAAAAAUCUAUGGAAAAACAACAGCGAGCGGAGGGGGCUAAGAAACAGCACCCUGAGCUGACCGACAUGGAGGAGAAGAAGUCCCAGAUCAGUGCUGACAGUGGCCUCAGCAUCACCUCCGGAUCCCAGAAGAGUGACACAGAGUCUGUGACCAGCACUGAACCGCCAGUCCUUACCCGAAGCACCAGCCAGGACUCAGAGGCCAGCACAGUGAUAAGUAACAGCUCAGGGGAGACGCUGGGAGCUGACAGUGACUUGAGUAGCACCGCUGGAGAGGGCUUGGGUGGCAGGCAAGCCCCCCACCUCAACCUUUCCAGGGGAACACUGUCCGACAGCGAGAUUGAGACCAACCCGGCCACCAGCUCAGUGUUUGGUAAGACCCAAAAGAUGAAGCCUGGUGUGAAGGAGGCGAACGCUAAACUUGUGCCUGUCCAGGCUAAGGGGCCUCCCGCCCAGCCCUUGGAGGACAUAAGCAUGAGGAUUUACCUGUGUGAUGGCCUGCUGGGGCGUGACAAGAGCUCCGUGUGGGACCAGCUGGAGGAUGCUGCCAUGGAAACCUUCUCUCUGAGUAAGGAGCGCUCUACACUGUGGGACCAGGUCCAGUUCUGGGAGGAUGCUUACUUGGAUGCUGUCAUGUUGGAGAGGGAGGGGAUGGGUAUGGACCAGGGACCUCAAGAGAUGAUUGACAGAUACUUGUCACUCGGGGACCACGACCGUAAGCGUCUGGAGGACGACGAGGACAGGCUGCUAGCUACUCUACUGCACAAUAUGAUCGCCUACAUGCUAAUGGUUAAGGUGAGCAAGAAUGACAUCAGGAAGAAGGUGAGGCGUCUGAUGGGGAAGUCUCACAUCGGCCUCAGCCACAGCCAGGAGAUCAAUGAGUGUCUGGACAAACUGGCUAAUUUGAAUGGCCGCGAGCUGUCCAUCAGACCUAGCGGAAGCCGUCACAUCAAGAAGCAGACCUUCGUGGUGCAUGCUGGGACAGACACCACGGGGGACAUCUUCUUCAUGGAGGUGUGUGACGACUGCAUAGUCCUGCGCAGCAACAUCGGCACAGUGUAUGAGCGCUGGUGGUACGAGAAGCUCAUUAACAUGACCUACUGUCCCAAGACCAAGGUGCUGUGUCUGUGGAGACGCAAUGGCCAGGAAACUCAACUCAACAAGUUCUACACCAAAAAGUGUCGUGAGUUGUAUUACUGUGUGAAGGACAGCAUGGAAAGGGCUGCUGCACGACAGCAGAGCAUUAAACCAGGUCCAGAGCUGGGUGGAGAGUUCCCUGUGCAGGACAUGAAGACGGGCGAGGGAGGACUGCUGCAAGUCACCCUGGAAGGCAUCAACCUCAAAUUCAUGCACAGCCAGGAGCGGAAGGUUUUCAUAGAGCUGAAUCACAUUAAAAAGUGCAAUACUGUGAAGGGAGUCUUUGUCCUGGAGGAAUUUGUUCCUGAAACUAAAGAAGUGGUGAUCCACAAGUACAAGACACCCAUGGCACACCAGAUCUGUUACUCCGUCCUUUGCCUUUUCUCCUACGUGGCUGCGGUGAAGGGGAAGGAAGCAGAAGGCAAGUCCAAGCUCCUAUCUCCAAGACCCCUGCCCAGCUAGUCUACUACCCAUCCAAUCUACCCCCCCCCCCCCCCCCCACACACACACACACACACACACACACACACACACACACACACACACACACACAAAACCCCCUGUGCCUCUCACUCUGCAACAAAGUGGAAUCUCGGUCCUACUAUGACAUUGAGUUCUGACAAUCCUUGACCUACUUAAGCACACGCCUCUACUCCUCUUUGCACCCUGUAAGUACAUCUACAAGAAAUACCCUCUACUCUUUGUGCAUGGCCCUGUAAGUAAAAUCCUGUGUGUGUGUGCAUAAACUAAGCAAAAAAAGAAACGUCCUCUCACUGUCAACUGCGUUUAUUUUCAGCAAACUUAACGUGUAAAUAUUUGUAUGAACUUAACAAGAUUCAUCAACUGAGACAUAAACUGAACAAGUUUCACAGACAUUUGAAUAACAGAAGUGGAAGUGAAGUGUCCCUGCACAAAGGGGGGGUCAAAAUCAAAAGUAACAGUCAGUAUCUGGUGUGGUCCCCAGCUGCAUUAAGUACUGCAGUGCAUCUCCUCCUCAUGUACUGAGCCAGAUUUGCCAGUUCUUGCUGUGAGAUGUUACCCCACUCUUCCACCAAGGCACCUGCAAGUUCCCGGACAUUUCUAGGGGGAAUGGCCCUAGCCCUCACCCUCCGAUCCAAACAGGUCCUAGACGUGCUCAAUGGGAUUGAGAUCCUGGCUCUUCGCUGGCUUUGGCAGAACACCGACAUUCCUGUCUUGCAGGAAAUCCCACACAGAAUGAGCAGUAUGGCUGGUGGCAUUGUCAUGCUGGAGGGUCAUGUCAGGAUGAGCCUGCUGGAAGGGGGUACCACAUGAGGGAGAAGGAUGUCUUCCCUGUAACGCACAGCGUUGAGAUUGCCUGCAAUGACAAGCUCAGUCCGAUGAUGCUGUGACACACCGCCCCAGACCAUGACGGACCCUCCACCUCCAAAUCGAUCCUGCUCCAGAGUACAGGCCUCGGUGUAACGCUCAAUCCUUCGACGAUAAAUGCGAAUCCGACCAUCACCCCUGGUGAGACAAAACCGCGACUCCUCAGUGAAGAGCACUUUUUGCCAGUCCUGUCUGGUCCAGCGACGGUGGGUUUGUGCCCAUAGGCGACGUUGUUGCCGGUGAUGUGUGGUGAGGACCAGCCUUACAACAGGCCUACAAGCCCUCAGUCCAGCCUCUCUCAGCCUAUUGCGGACAGUCUGAGCACUGAUGGAGGGAUUGUGCGUUCCUGGUGUAACUCGGGCAGUUGUUGCCAUGCUGUACCUGUCCCGCAGGUGUGAUGUUCAGAUGUACCGAGCCUGUGUAGGUGUUACACGUGGUCUGCCACUGCAAGGACAAUCAGCUGUGUGUCUUCACUCCCUGUAGCGCUGUCUUAGGCGUCUCACAGUACAGACAUUGCAAUUUAUUGCCCUGGCCACAUCUGCAGUCCUCAUGCCUCCUUGCAGCAUGCCUAAGGCACAUUCACUCAGAUAAGCAGAGACUCUGGGCAUCUUUCUUUUGGUGUUUUUCAGAGUCCGUAGAAAGGCCUCUUUCGUGUCCUAAGUUUUCAGAACUGGGACCUUAAUUGCCCACCGUUUGUAAGCUGUUAGUGUCUUAACAACCGUUCCACAGGUGCAUGUUCAUUGUUUAUGGUUCAUUGAACAAGCAUGGGAAACAGUGUUAAGCCCUUUACAAUGAAGAUCUGUGAAGUUAUUUGGAUUUUUACGAAUUAUCUUUGAAAGACAGGGUCCUGAAAAAGGAACGUUUCUCUUUUUGCUGAGUUUAUAUAUGCAUGUAUGUAUGUAUGUAUAUGUGAACCCUGGUCUGUGGCAUCGUGCGUAAAAUUUCCCAACCCAGGUCACGUCCUCUAGACUCCUCCCAUACAGGCCCAGCCUGAGGCCUUGGCCAUAAACGUGCUUGUUCUUCAAGGGGAGACUUGGUCCGUCCGUCCCCCAUCUCUGUCCCCUCUUUGUGACUGUCCUCUCAUCCUGGCCUGCUGCCAAGGUCUCAUUGGUUGUUUUUAAUGGGAUGAGACAGAGAGGGGGAGGCAUAUGUGAGGCACAGCCCUGCAAGUCGAUAAGAAAGCAACCAAACCUCCCUGUUCACUCUGCGACUGUGUGAUGAAUAUUCUAUGUGCUACGUGGUAUUACUGUAAAACUCCAGUCUGUCCCAAGUCCAAACCAGUGAAAUGUUUAAAAAGCACUCUAGUACUGACGGGUGUCACUUUGUUAAAUACUACUACUGUUAAAUACUACUACUGUAUGGUGCAUCAAACACUGCAUGUAAAAGCUUUUUAAAGGUUUCAUUCCUUUUGAUCACAAAAUAUAUUGUGUGGUCCAAGAUGCGCGUAUCUCUUUAGCUUGCCCAGUGAGGCUAAACUACUGUAGUUCUACUGUCAAAUUUCUGGUCGGUGGUCCUCUUUAUUGAAUUGCAUGUUACUAUGGAGAAAAAAAUAUUUGAAGAGAAGCAGAAUGCUGUACAUUUCACCAUAAAAUGUUUUACAAUGUGUGGUUUAUUCACUAGAUGUGCAAUACUUUACAUAGUUAGCCAGAGCCAGAUCAUUGUUCUGAUAAAACAUCUCGGCUAUUCUGGCUUUCAAAGUGCAAAGAAUGUAAAAGAAAAAAAAAGGACUUCAUUGUCUUACAUAUUUAUUGAAGUGAAUAAAUGAUGACCUCUUGUUUAUAAGUGCAAAAUCACUAUUUGGAGAUUCUAAACCUACUGCUGCGCUAUCAAGCCCUGCUGUUAUGGUUUUGUCCGUUAAGUCUUCAUGUUGUGUCAGUACUGUGGUAAGGGAAAUAAAUACAUUCUAGCCCCAUUUCAGCCCAACUGUAAAUCCCACAGUUUGAGUGUGUACAUGCAGUGUAUUGUUUUGCCAGAUCAGCAAUAUAUGAAUAAUACAGCUAUGUGAUCAGGAUUUUGUUUUUAAUGUUUAAGUGGCUUUUAUUUUUUAGAGAGGAAAUGCUUGUGUAAGGAACAUAGUUACAAAUUCCAUGAGGCAAUUAUUUAAGGCAUUUCAUUAUUGACAAUAAAAACACUGGUGUAAAUAUGAGGGUCUCAAAACAGUUUGAAGACUCAGUAUAGUUUCUUAGACUAGUUACAUAUGAGAACCUUAAGAAAUGGGAGUAUUUGAAACCAACCAACCCUAUUAUUGUGGUAGCUAGCCUGCUGCUGUGGUGAAAGUGAUGGAAUAAUUGAAAUGGGUGUGAAAAAAAGUAUUUAUAGAACAUGUACAGCUUUGGCAAUAUCAAAAUAAAAGUUGUCAAAACUAAAGCCCUCCA